Messenger RNA from Musa acuminata AAA Group (dessert banana), 848 nucleotides. Its product is annotated as DNA repair RAD52-like protein 2, chloroplastic. The record is from RefSeq and is a predicted model, not a curated record. Gene Ontology annotation, molecular function: DNA binding. The transcript has 4 exons. Bases 126 to 725 code for a protein of 199 amino acids. NCBI's taxonomy places the organism in Eukaryota, Viridiplantae, Streptophyta, Magnoliopsida, Zingiberales, Musaceae. Gene Ontology annotation, biological process: double-strand break repair via homologous recombination.
UAGGUGGGCGGUUGGGUUGGUAGGUUGGCCAGUACAAAACGUGUUGCGCUCCUCCUCCUCCAUCUGCAUCUCCUCCCCUGCCGUAGGACGCCUCUUGAUUCCGUGCAGUGGUGGGGUGUUGUGGCAUGGAGACCGCCGGCGCCGGUGCCUUGUUGUCCCGAUCGGUCCUCCCCAACUUCGCUGCAGCUGGACAGGUGGUGCGGCCCCUCUGCGUGGCUAGGAUGGCUCGGCGUAGUGUGGUGGCCGCGGCGCUGGAGAAGGGCGUGGGGUCGGGAAACGGUGGCCGUGGCGGUGCUGGAAUGACCAACUCUAACUACGUGGUGCCGCUCGACACGGCCUCGUCCCUCACUCGCCCCCUCAAUGAGAUCCUCCGAGAUCUGAAUAAAAGGGUACCGGACCAGAUCAUCGAUGCCGCCGACAACUCCAUCCCUUGGUAUCACACCAACAGAAUGCUGAGCUUUUUUGCCCCAGGUUGGUGUGGAGAAGUACGUGAUGUUGUAUUCUCGGACAAUGGAAACGUGACAGUGGUGUAUCGUGUCACCAUAAGAGGAUCAGAUGGAGUGGCUCACCGUGAGUCCACUGGAACAGUGUCUAUGAGCGAUGGCCAGUUUAAAGACCCAGUUGCAGCAGCUGAAGAGUUGGCCUUCUGCAAAGCCUGCGCGCGAUUUGGUUUUGGCUUGUAUCUGUAUCACGAGGAUGAGGCAACAGAGAAUAAGUCACUGUAGAGGGAGCAAAUUUUCUGUUACUGCAGCAUCAAGCAAUCUUGUAGUCGCUCAUAUGCGAUGAAUUACAACAAGAACAAUAUUUAUUUUGGUUGAGCUGGGAAUAGAACUUAAUUCAUCGAUCCA